AUGCUUGCCCACGCCGCCAAAACCCCCUCAAUCGUCCCUUCGCGGAAUGCCCUUCGAGUAUUACGGCAAUUAGCCCUGGCCGGCUCAACGGUCGGUGGAUUCUGCACCGUGGCAGUCCUCACAUACGAAGCACAUCGUCGAGUCCGCGUCGCCGAAAAAAUAAUCGACAACAAGCGAACAUUACACAACACCGCACCAAACUACGAUGCAACCUCUGCCGCCAAAAGAUUGAAGGUGAUGGUGGAGGCAGCAGAAGCAGGCGAGUUCAUGGGCAUUGAAUCUCUCAAGGCUAGGAAUCGGAACUUGCCUGAUGGGCCACUGGAGCCAGGGUCAGAUGUCGGUGAAUUGGAAGCAGCGAAGUACCCCAAGCGCAAGCCGAUGAUUUCUUUACAGAAACAUCAUGCUCGUUUCAAACAUAAGCUUUUCACGGGCUAUCGAAAGCAACCAUUCGGCGAGUCAACCCCCUUCCACGCAGGACUGAAGGCCCGGAACGAGAGAAUACUGGCCCGUGAAAGGAAACAGGCUGCGGAUGCCAAAGGUGAUGGAAAGCUUCCCUUUGAGGCGGAAGUUCGCAAGUUGAUCGACGAAGAUCGGGAGAUCACUGCUGCGAACUUGUUCCUUGCGGCUACCGCGGCUACGAACAGCAUAUCGUGGGAACGCAGGGAGAUCGGUUGCUACAUAUUCACGGCAAACUGUACCAAGGGAAACCUUUUCGUUGCUCGGACUCUGUUCAAUCGCUUGGACAAAGUCAGUGUCGUCUCAAACGAAAUGUGGGCCACUAUUAUGCACCUGCUCGCGAAGGAAGGCCACAUCGACUCGGUUGGUGCCAUCUACGAUAGAUUCAGGACAAGCUUUCUCGUCCCGACACAUUUGUUGGAGGUGAUCCUUCGGUGCCUCAUCGAGUCCAAACGAUUGGAGUCGGCAAAGUAUCUCUUCUUCCAGCGUUUCAGGGAUGAUCGAGACUGUGGAUUGUGCGGCGCUUAUCUGGAUGGAAUUUGGAGAAAGACCCGGAGUAUGGAGCUGGUUUCUUCGCAACUUCAACUCAUUGUCAACCGUCUUGAAUCACUUGACCGCAAACCAACCGAGAAGCUGUUCAAUCCCGUCAUCAAAGCCAUGGUAGAAACUGGGAGAGCCGAAGAAGCGGAAGCAUUGGUGACAGAUAUGCUUGAAACCUAUGGAGCCAAACCUGGGUGUCGCACCAUUGGCCUAAUUAUGUACAGCCGAGCACUCGCUUGUGAGUGGGACAGGGUUAUGGAUGGAAUGCAUGCGAUGCAUGAGCACGGAUACACCUCCGAUAAGAAGGACUUUGCCAUUGCGUUUGACCGUGUGUUUUUGGAAUACUAUCCUACCCACACAGGCAGCCAAAUCUUCGACUUCCUUGUUUCUUGCAUCAAUGACUUCGAUCUCAAGCCAGACAGGGUUCUCCACCGACACAUACUUGAAGCAUUGAUUGAAAAGGGCACAGAGGAGAUGCUCACCACUAUCACGGUCAUGGCCGAAGAAGGCAAAUGGGACACUGGUCUCGAUCACAAUGAGAUCAGGGAUCUUGUCAAGACACGACGACUCGCAAUGACUGAUAGCCCGGUUGGCAUUUGGCGGAUGAUGCAAACCGCCAAGAAUGGAUCACUGCAUUCGGCUUCCACCCGGCGCAUCUUUGGCACAAGUUCUGAGAGCUGGACAGUGCGUGGAGAGAAGAUCGCCCCCAUCCACCUGCCCGCAGAAAAAAGUUACUCCAAGACCCUGGACAUGAUGGCCACCAAAAGUGCGAAUCUGUUUAUCCCACUGCACCAGCGAAUGCAACAUUGCAUCAACAUGGGCAAACACGAUGAUGCCCUGAGAAUGUACAAUGAUGCGACUAAUGCCGGCUUCGUUGUAAGGCCCAUCCACUUGACAUUGGCUACCAUUGCUGCACUCCUCGGACACAGCAAGCUAGGUCUAGCGAACGCCCGACGAUUGAUCUGUUCGGAAUGGGACUACUGGAAGAUGACCCCCUCCCUUCGUUAUACCAAGCGUUUCACCUCUUGGACCCCAAUGUUCUUCCAACGGGUGAUGAGGGUGGACCCAGCGGCUAUUGGUCGUGGUGGCUUGCUCAAGAUGGCCCUGUUUGAAUACUACAACGUCUGUGCCAGGACCGACGGUCUCGCGGUCAAGCACUUCUCCGCCGCUUCCUCCAGUCGCCAACUCAUCACCGGAGGAGCACCAGAAGUGGCCGUGGAUCUUCUCACCACGAUUUACCAAUCCCGCUGGCGCAUCUCCCAUGGCUUUGACCAAGUUCUUUUGAAAAUGUUGAUGCGUGCCUAUGCUAGUCUCGGCAACCUCAAAGGCGUUUGGUGGUGCAUAUUGACAAUGCUCUCACGCACCGAGACUAUCAAGCGAGACUUCGUUGUCGAGGCCAAGGACCAAAUGAACACCUUGGCCAAAGGCUCACUGUCCACUGCCUCUGACGAGGCCACCGAGCAAUUCAAGAUCCUGCAAAACACCGUCGAGGUGCUGGAAGCCAAGUCUAAAGGCGAUUCGCACUGGUCAACCAUCAGCGUGCGCCCGGACUUGAAGAAAUCCGCGCGAGCCCAACGGCUCCAACUUAAUGACCAGGCACAUCUGAUCCCGACUACCAGUCUGGAGGAGUUGAUCCUCUCAUUUGACGAAGAGAGGGAGUUGGAUCGUUUGCUGCAGCGCAAGCAGUUCGAUGCGGUCGGUCACGCCAAGUGGUGGGCGGAAUCCCAUCUUUGUAUGAUCCACUCUGCCAGCCCCGAAGAUCCCAUUUACCCUGAGACCAAAGACUUGACUUGGGAUCAGUACUAUCCCAAGCAGGAUCCCAAGAAGUAUGCCCAGUACCACCUCGAGUUUACCCCUUCCGAGUCAGAGGAACAGGCACCUUCCGAGUCAGAAGAUCAGGAGCAGAUGGAGUAUGGGAUGUGUUAG
Messenger RNA from Penicillium brevicompactum, 2922 nucleotides. Its product is annotated as pentatricopeptide repeat protein. NCBI's taxonomy places the organism in Eukaryota, Fungi, Ascomycota, Eurotiomycetes, Eurotiales, Aspergillaceae. The coding region runs from base 1 to 2922 and encodes 973 amino acids. The transcript has a single exon. Gene Ontology annotation, molecular function: protein binding. The record is from RefSeq and is a predicted model, not a curated record.